This is a messenger RNA of Gryllus bimaculatus (two-spotted cricket), 4205 nucleotides long. Lineage: Eukaryota; Metazoa; Arthropoda; Insecta; Orthoptera; Gryllidae. The record is from the annotation of a GenBank genome assembly.
CGGAAGCGCUGCCCAGUAGCUUUAUGCGCCAUAGCAGUCCCUCUGCGUGUGUAAACUUCCACUCAGGCGUCGGAGCGCUCGUGCGUAGGUACGUGGUGGCGGCGCGCGCCCUGGCGGCCGGGGCGGAGGUGCUGCGGGAGAAGGCGGUGGCCGUCGGCCCCAAGAUCGACUCCCCGCCCGUGUGCCUGGGCUGCUACUCGCCGGCGGACGAGACGACGCCGCUGUGCCCGCGCUGCGGCUGGCCCGCGUGCAGCGACGACUGUGCCGCCGCGCCCGACCACGCCCUCAACGAGUGCAAGGUCUUCGCAGACGCCGGCGUGCGCUUCCAGCCGCCCGAAAAUUGGUGGGAGCCGUGCCCGCAGCUGGAGUGCAUCACGCCGCUGCGCGUGCUGCUGGAGGGGGAGCGGGACCCGCAGCGCUGGAAGGACGAGGUGUCGCAGAUGGAGGCCCACAACGACAUCCGCCGCGAGACGCCCGCGUUCUCGGAGGAGCAGAUUCACUCGGUGUGCGGGUACCUGGAGGUGAACGCCUUCGAGCUGCGCGCGGCGGGAGGCUCGUCGCUGUUGCGCGGCCUCUACCCGCAGAUGGGGCUGCUGUCGCACCGCUGCGUACCCAACACCACCCACUCCAUCUGCACCACGGAGUCGGCGCCCGGCGCGCGUGACCAGUACAGGCUGAUCGUGCGCACGCUGGUGCCGGUGGCGGAGGGCGCGGAGCUGGUGACGUCGUACACGCACGCCCUGGAGCCCACGCUCAUCCGGCGCGAGCAGCUGCUGCGCGGAAAGCACUUCGCGUGCGACUGCGCGCGCUGCGCCGACCCCACGGAGCUCGGCACCAACCUGUCCACGCUCAAGUGCUCCAAGUGCGACAACGGCUGGUGCUCGCUGUGCGAGUUCGCCACGCCCGGGACGGCGGUGCGCAAGGUGCUGGCCGUGAUCCGCGCGGAGCUAGACGAGGCCGACGCCCUGGACGGCGGCUGGGCCGACGCCGGCGCCGUCGAGCGCAGGGAGCAGCUCUGGCGCAAGUACCGCUCCGUGCUGCACCCGAAGCACGCGCUCAUCUGCCAGCUGCGCCACUCGCUGCUGCACCUGUACGGGCGCGCUGAGGGCUACACGCUGCCCGAGCUGCCCGACCUGCUGCUGGAGCGUAAGGUGGAGCUGGCCAAGGACCUGCUGUCCGUCGCCGACGUGCUCAAGCCGGGCUGCUCCCGCCUCAGAGGGACGGUGCUGUACGAGCAGCAUGCGCCGCUGCUGCUGCUGGCGCGGUCGCAGUUCGAGCAGGGCGUGUCGGACGAGCGCCAGCUGCGGAGGGGCAUGGAGGCCGCCGCCAAGGCGCUGAGGGAGAGCGCGGACAUCCUGCUGCUGGAGCCCCCGGACACGGCGGAGGGCGCGCUGGGCGCCGUCGCCAAGGAGUCGCUGGCGCAGCUCGAGGCCUCCAUCGCCACGCUCCCCUCCGACUGAGCCCCAACCCCCACCCCACCCCUCCCCCACCCAACUCUCCCUUGGCACGACGCCACGGAGGAAGGAUGCGCUCUUCUUUAGUACUCUAUACUCAUGCGCCAACUAUAAUGUUAUGGUAGAUUAGAAUACAUGUUACAACCUUCUUGGGUAUAAAGGAGGGGGCGAAAUGAUUACUUUUGCCAACGAACAUUUAGUGAGAAAGUAUAACGGAGUUACACAUGUGAAAUGUUCUUGCGAGUUUUAGGCGAACUCCUCAAGUUUUUUCUCUUGGGGAGGGGGAUGUAAUUUUGAUAUAGUGUACAUCAAUGGUGAAUACAAAUGUAAUUUCUUAUUUUCAUAUUGGCUUAUGGCAGAGUGAAACCCCAUGAGCCCCCUUGGGUACGCCACUAAGCAUAGAUCUUCGGCAGAUCACCUUCCAUCGCCGUCCAGGAGAUUUUAUGUAUUUGCCGAAUAUCUGAAUGCGAGGUUGCUGUACGUUCAGGAGAAAAUACCACAUGUAUAACGCUUAUAAUAUAAUUAUAUUCAUUUCACCACUAUAUAUUUAUUGCCAAAAAGUGAUAAUUUUCAGCCCCUCUAAAGGUCCAAGAAGUUUGGAACAUUAAUUCCAAGAGACCUGCUUGUCGGUCUGAAGAUCAUUGGCGUCCUCUUUGGUCUGACCCUCCUGAUGUCUGAGAUUUGGCUAACAUCGUGGAAAUAUUCUCCCUUCAAAACCCCGCGCUGUAGCCAAGGGUUGGUCUUCGCCUACGCUUUGUCAUUGUGGCGCCCGGGUAGCAUCUCGGAGUAAAUCUCUGGGUAUGCAGGACUCACGUACACUCCCACCUGAUUUGCUUAUUACGCACUUAUGUUUUCCAACUGCAAUUAUGCAUAUGGAACAAAUCUGCAUAUCUCAUAAAAACUAAAAUAUUUAAAUUGCAGAAUUUUUUGUUGUAGAGCAAACAUGCUGACAAUUUACUCGAGCCGCCUCUGCUGAACAAUUCUGAGGUGUUGGAACAGUCAGUUUUAUGGCUCGAUCCCAUGUGAGGUGUCCCGUGGAUAUUCUGCCAAGCGAGUCACUUAGAUACAAAGAUAUUUUUUGUAUGAACAUUUUAUCAAAUAUUGCGGAGCAAGAACGUUCUAUAUCAAGACAGAUUAUCUGGCAAUUCAAGCAAGAUCAAGGCAGAUCUGGUCUCUGGACUGUGAGAUCUCCCAAUAUGUCACCUUUUGACGUUAAUUUGUUGUGUUUGUUGAAUGUUAUAGUUAAGACAAACAAUACCCUCACAAUCAUAAAACAAUAAUAAAUUUUCAGUAAUAUAAUUAUAAUGGGAGCAAUUUCUAACAUACACCAGAUUUUAAGAAAAGAUUCAGCAAACUUUGUGACAGGCAGAAGUGGUUAGCAACAUCACUGCGCGUAGAGGUGACCGGCGCGAAUAGUAAGCAGGGACGUCAGGCUAGCAGUUUUCUGGGGAGCUGAGUAACUAAAGCGCCAAAGUAUUGAAUACACACUUGCACAAUACAUAUUUUCUUUUAAAUGACAAAGUUUCAAAAUUGAGGAUGAAGAAGGAUGAAGUUCAUUAUUUUUCUUUUCUAAUGACAAGUGAUGUAGGUAUGCCUACUUCAUAAUCAAACCAUUGUGAAUCAAACCAAAGUCAUAGAAAUUGAUUUAAAAAACCGACUUUCGAUAAAAAUAAGAUUGUUUUAAUAUUUUUUUAAAAUUAUCAAUAUUCGCCUUCCGUGGUUCAAAUUGUUACGAUGUCCAUCCCUCUCAUCUCCUUUCAGAUUAUGUUGUUUUAUCGUAAUAAAUUAUCUUCAAGUCUACAAAAGACAGAGUAGUAUUGUAUAAAUCCUUUAAGUAUUGAUGUAGUGAUUCAACUUACUUUAGCUGUCCAUUAAUGGUUAAUUACGAGUUAGUUCAAUCCUUAAUCACUGAUCCACAAUCACUGAUCUCAUGUGUCCUUUUACUAAUCUCUGAAGUAGAUAUUAAUUUACUUUUAUCUGAGAUUCUUUUUUGUAAGUCUGUAAAUAAUGUAAAUUAAAGAACAAAAAAUUACAUCAAAUUAACUUCUUCAUAUCAUCAUUUCUAUUGUAAAAUGCUUAUUAAGAAAGGCACGUUCUUUCAAUACUCAAUAUUUUUCAAACGAUGCUUUCACAUAUAACACCUUUUUUUUAAUUCCAACUCCUAUAAGACAGAAAUAAAAUUAUUUGCCUAGAAAAGGGAUACAAUACGUUCAUGAAACCUUUAACCUAAUACAAAAUACAAAUUCUGAUAUAUUUUGCCGCAAUCAUUAUUAAAGCAAAGAAUUUUCUCAGAAGGUUAAACUCAUGCCCUUCUACUAUCCAGCUGAAAUGCUAUUUCUUUAGUAAUAUUAUAUUACAUACUUCAUUAAAUGUAAGAGCACAAGUCCAAGAAUGUCAACUUGUUCCUUUAAUGUACAUACCUUUAUGUAGUGAAUAUUGUAUGUUGUGAAUAAAUCUCAUGAAUUAAUUGUGUCUUCUUGUAUGUAUUGCUAUUUUACACUUAUUUCUAUUUUAGUAUUGUUUAUAGAAGAAAAGAACGCUAGACGAAGGUGGUUCCGCCUCAUCGUACCACAAGCCUCUCAUUUAACUCGCAAAACACUUCAAAAAUUGUUUAUUCCUAAUAUUUAUGAACAAAAAAUAUGGUAUCUCGAAACAAGGUAAGAAAGAAAGGAAAGAAAGAGCUAUUAAUAGCAUUCUGGCCACUGGCGGUUUCUCAAGGGGGAAAAGAAAUCCUCCCUUCACAGACUUUCU